This is a messenger RNA of Perca flavescens (yellow perch), 1638 nucleotides long. RefSeq names its product cylicin-1. NCBI's taxonomy places the organism in Eukaryota, Metazoa, Chordata, Actinopteri, Perciformes, Percidae. The record is from RefSeq and is a predicted model, not a curated record. The transcript has 18 exons. The coding region runs from base 106 to 1638 and encodes 510 amino acids.
ACUGUCAUAUUCCACACACACACACAAACACCUUUUAAUAAAGUGCACAGGUCUGUCUGUCAGAUGAGACAUAGGUUCCUGGACAGAGGAGAAGUCUGGACCUAAAUGGAGUCCACCCUCCCCAAAGCUCUAGCUGGAGCCGGCGCUGCGGGUGUCCAGCAGCCAGCGACAGUCCCUCCUGGUGGUUUGCAGCCAUUGGCUGAGGCAGACCAGCCCGCAGACCUGGACCAAUCUGGACACCCGGCAGGAGCAAAAGAUGGACAGGAGUUGAACUCAUUUGACAGCUCUCUGUCCUCCUCGGACAGCGAGGAUGAGGGUAUAGGCAAGAGAGACAAGAAGAAGAAACGGCUAAAGAAGAAGAAGAAGAAGGAGAAGAAGAAAGAUUCCAGCUCAGCAUCAUCAUCAUCAUCAUCUUCCUCCUCUUCUUCUUCCUCCAGCAGCUCCUCAGACAGUGACAGUGAGGAUGACAAGAAGAAGAAAAAGGAGAAGAAGAACAACAACAACAAAAACAAGGAUGAGAAGAAAGAGUAUGGCUGGGACAGUGUUAGCACGUCUGCUCCUGAUGGCCAAAUGGAACAGCAGAAUGCAGAAGGUCUGACGAUGAGCCAGGAUUUUGACUCAUCAGAUGACGAGAAUGACAAGAAGAAAGAGAAGAAAAAGAAGAAGGACAAGAAGAAGAAGAAGAAAAAGAAGAAGGAUUCUUCCUCAUCUGACAGUUCAUCCUCCGACAGUGAGGAUGACAAGAAGAACAAGAAGAAAAAGAAGAUGAAAAAGAAGAAAAAGGCCUCCAGCUCCUCGUCAUCCUCCUCUGACAGCGACGAUGACGAGAAGAAAAAGAAGAAAAAGGACAAGAAGAAAAGGAAAAUGAAAGACAAGAAAAAGGAUUCCCGCUCUUCAUCAGCAUCUUCAUCUUCUGACAGUGAUAAAGAUAAGAAGAAAAAGAAGAAGAAGAAGGACAAGAAAAAGAAGAAGGAUAAGAAAAAGGACGAAGAGCAGAAUGAGCUCUGCAGUGCUACUGCUCUUUUAGCAAUAAAUGGUGAGCUUGCAGGACCAUUUGCUGACGGAGAUAAAAAGAAAGAUGAAGUUGCUGACAAGGCCAAGAAAGAGCUUAAAGCCACAGAAGAAGGCAAACUGUCCUCUGGAUCGGCAGGGGGAGCAAAAGCAUUCCCUAUUGGUAUUGAGGAAGGCCACCUGAGUGAUGAUGAGGGAGAAGGAGGGGAGGAGAAGGAUAAGAAGAAGAAGAAGAAGAUGAAGAAGAAGAAAAAGGACUCAUCCAGCUCCUCUUCUUCAUCUGAUAGCUCCUCCUCAGACAGUGAAGAUGACAAGAAAAAGAAAAAGAAGGUGAAGAACAAGAAAGAUAAGCUUUGUGCCUCCUCCUCAUCCUCUGAUAGUGAAGAGGACAAGAAGAAGAAAUAUAAGUGGCUGAAGAAGAAGCAGGAUUCCAGCUCUUCCUCCUCUGAUAGUGAAGAUGACAAGAAGAAGAAGAAAAAGAAGGAGAAGAAGGAGAAGAAGAAGGACUCUUCCUCAUCUGACAGUGAGGAUGACAAGAAGAAGAAGAAGAAGAAAAAGAAGUCCAGCUCUUCAUCUUCCUCGGAUAGUGAUGAUGACAAGGUGAGAUCACACACACAAACACAUUAA